AUGUCAGUGAUAUUAGCAUCUGCGGGUUAUGAUCAUACGAUCAGAUUUUGGGAGGCGCUUACCGGUGUGUGUUCCAGGACUAUUCAACAUGCGGAUUCACAAGUGAAUAGGUUGGAAAUUACUUCAGAUAAGAGAUAUUUGGCUGCAGGGGGCCAUUUGCAUGUGAGGCUAUAUGAUAUACGGACAACGAACCCUAAUCCUGUGACGUCUUUUGAGGGGCAUCGUGGGAAUGUAACGUCGAUAGCAUUUCAGCAGGAUAAUAAAUGGAUGGUUUCGUCGAGUGAAGAUGGUACGAUCAAGGUGUGGGAUGUAAGGACGCCAUCAGUGCAGAGAAACUACAAACAUAAUGCACCUGUGAAUGAGGUUGUGAUACAUCCAAACCAAGGUGAGCUUAUUUCUUGCGAUCAGGAUGGUAAUAUCAAGAUUUGGGACCUUGGAGAGAAUCAGUGUACGCAUCAGCUGGCAUUGGAAGACGACACCCCAUUGCAAUCGCUUUCUAUAGCAAGUGAUGGUUCAAUGCUUGUUGCUGGAAGUAACAAGGGGAACUGCUAUGUUUGGAAAAUGCCAAAUCACACGGAUACUGCAAAUUUAAAGCCUGUUACCAAGUUCAGAUCACAUACGAAGUAUAUUACUAGGGUAUUAUUGUCAGUUGACGUGAAGCACUUAGCGACUUGUUCUGCUGAUCAUACGGCAAGGGUAUGGAGCAUCGAAGACAACUUCCAAUUAGAGACAACGCUGGAUACUCAUUCGCGAUGGGUUUGGGAUUGUGCAUUCAGUGCAGACAGCGCAUAUUUGGUCACAGCCUGUUCUGAUCAUUAUAUAAGGCUUUGGGAUCUUUCUACAAGAGAAAUCGUAAGACAGUACGGUGGUCACCAUAAGGGUGCUGUAUGUGUCGCAUUGAAUGAUGUAUAG
Molecule: messenger RNA, 912 nt
Organism: Eremothecium cymbalariae DBVPG#7215
Lineage: Eukaryota; Fungi; Ascomycota; Saccharomycetes; Saccharomycetales; Saccharomycetaceae
Gene: LST8
Product: TOR complex subunit LST8
Exons: 1
Coding region: 1-912 (303 amino acids)
Biological process (GO): regulation of actin cytoskeleton organization; TOR signaling
Cellular component (GO): TORC1 complex; TORC2 complex
Molecular function (GO): protein binding
Source: RefSeq, a predicted model, not a curated record